This is a messenger RNA of Mauremys mutica (yellowpond turtle), 1040 nucleotides long. Its product is annotated as butyrophilin subfamily 2 member A2-like. Lineage: Eukaryota; Metazoa; Chordata; Testudines; Geoemydidae. The transcript is spliced from 6 exons. The record is from RefSeq and is a predicted model, not a curated record. The coding region runs from base 342 to 947 and encodes 201 amino acids. Gene Ontology annotation, molecular function: protein binding.
GUAGAGGCCACCAAUUAAGGAUCAGGACUCCACUGUAUGAGGCACUUGUACAAACAGAUGAGAACAUUUCCUACCUGAAAAAGAGAUGACAAUCUACAUAAGAGUAUGGAUUUAUUUUCCCCCAGGAUCCUCCUCCUUUUUCUUUUUCUAGCAUAGCAAGUCAUCUUUAAAUGGCUUAGCAGUUUCACACUGUUUUGAAAUAAUUUUACAAUUUUCUGUACAACAAUGGAUGUUAAUGGCCGGACUUUGGGACAUCAUUUACUGUUCUCACUCAAUAAUUCCCCCGCCUUCCCCUGUAGGUAUGAGUGGCAUACACAACGAAAUAACAAUGGUAACACAAGAUGAUUAACAGGAAACACCUUGACAAUAUCAGUGAACUCCAUGAAGAUAUUAGUGAACUGAAUGAAAAAAUUAGUGGACUUCAAAGAGAACUUGCGAAUGUGACCCUGGAUCCAAACACAGCAAAUGCCCAGCUCAUCGUGUCUGAGGAUCGGAAAAGCGUGAGGCGUGGAAUUGCACGGCAGGAGGUGCCGGACAAUCCAGAGCGAUUCCAUUCUUUCUGUUUGCUGGGCUGUGAGAGGUUCACCUCAGGGCGACAUUACUGGGAGGUGGAGGUGGGAGAUGGAGGAUUUGGGGCUGUGGGUGUUGCCAGAGAGUCUAUGAGGAGGAAGGGAGGGAUCAGAUUUAACCCUGAGCAGGGGAUCUGGGCUGUAGAGCAGUGUGGGGAUCAGUACCGGGCUCUCACCUCCCCGGAAACUCCCAUGCCCCUGAGUGAGAGACCUAAGAAGAUUGGGGUUUAUCUGGACUAUGAAGCGGAGUGGGUGGCAUUUUAUAAUACUGGUAAUGAGACCCUGAUCUUUACUUUCAUGUCAGCAUCUUUCACUGGGGAGACAAUCCUUCCCUUCUUCUGGGUGGGGAUUGGAGUCCCGCUCAGAGUCUGCCCCUGAGGCCUGGAGAUGGAGAGGUAGCAAUAUCCCACUGGGGUUCACUCUGAUUAUGGACCAGAAAUGGACUGAACUAGUUGUUGUCCUGGGGACAGC